AGUGAAAUAAUUCAUGCAGAUUGAACAUCAUUACAGUGCCUAGAACGUAGUCAAUACUCCAGGAUAGAUCCAAUUAAGAGUGAUUUUGUUUUUACUUAAAUGCUAGGAGCACCCCAUGCCUUGGGUCGGCUCACUACAAAUGAGUGUAUCUCAGAAUCUCCCCAGAGAAGGGCUGCUCAGGUCAAAACAGAUGAUGUGAUGAAGUGGGGGCACAGAGACCCCAAGAUGGGUGGGGCCUGGGGCCUGGGCCAGGGGAGACAGCACCUGUGACCAGCAUGGAACACAAGGAAUGUUCCAUGGGAGGAUUGUUAGGAAUGAUGCUCCCUAAAAGUUUCCCUCCCUCCAGUCCAGAUGGCUCCCCCGACACUCAAUGUGACCAAGAGCAGAGACGGCUACAUCCUGCACUGGAGAGCAGAGGAAAUGAUCUACAAACACAUAGGUCACACCUUCCAAGUCCAGUACAAGAAAGAUGCAGCCUCAUGGGAGGAGAGCAAGACAGCGUCCCUCCAGAACGCCCACAGCAUGUCCCUGCCACAACUGGAGGCCUCCACCGGGUACCAGGCGAGGGUGAGGGUCAAGCCCGCCCCCGGUGGCUACAACGGGAUCUGGAGCGAGUGGAGUGAGGAGCGCUCCUGGGUCACCGAGUGGGGUAUGUCUCCCCGGCCUCCACCCACCCUCCUGCUGCAGCCCAGCUAGGCAGAG
Ceratotherium simum simum (southern white rhinoceros) is the source of this 702-nucleotide messenger RNA. Lineage: Eukaryota; Metazoa; Chordata; Mammalia; Perissodactyla; Rhinocerotidae. The record is from RefSeq and is a predicted model, not a curated record.